Molecule: messenger RNA, 1835 nt
Organism: Polychytrium aggregatum
Lineage: Eukaryota; Fungi; Chytridiomycota; Chytridiomycetes; Polychytriales
Product: pyridoxal phosphate-dependent transferase
Exons: 10
Coding region: 75-1637 (520 amino acids)
Biological process (GO): sphingosine biosynthetic process; ceramide biosynthetic process
Cellular component (GO): endoplasmic reticulum
Molecular function (GO): serine C-palmitoyltransferase activity; pyridoxal phosphate binding
Source: RefSeq, a predicted model, not a curated record
AACAUCCACCGCCCCAGAUCGGAGUGUGGUGUCCAGAUCCCAGCAUCCAUCCGGCCGACACUGCUCCCUCUGCCAUGGCAACCGCCCUCGGAAACUUUGCGGCCGUGCCGCUCGUCAACGAUGCCGCGAAAGAGUUUGCCUACUCGAUCGUCAUUGCCGUCAACACCACCUUCUCGGUUGCCUCGGACCUUUAUCACACCAUCCCUGGCUCCAAUGUCGCCUACAAAUACAUCCGUGCCUCCUACCAGAACGACCCGUUCCGCAUGUUGCUUGAGCUCUGUUUGGUCGCGUUCCUGCUCUGGUACAUCUUCCAUGGCCGCUACCGCAUCCGUCCUGGAGCCAAUCCCGUGGUCCUCACUGAGAAGGAAAUCAAUGAGCUUUGCGAGACCUGGGAGCCUGAGCCGCUCGUCCCCUCACUGUCCGAAUUCCGUCGACAAGAGCUCGAUAAGCUCCCCGUCCUGGCCGGACCUGCCGGCACCAAGGUCAAGAUGGCCGAUGGAAAGGAAAAGCUGAACUUUGGAAGCUACAACUUCCUUGGCUUCCUCAACAGCGAGGCUGUCAAGGAAUCGGCGGUCAAGGCUCUUCGCAAGUACGGCGUCGGCACCUGCGGUCCCCGCGGCUUCUAUGGCACAAUCGACGUCCACCUCCAGCUCGAAAACGAAUUGGCCAAAUUCCUUGGCACCGAAUCUGCCAUCCUCUAUUCUCAGGACUUUUCCACGAUUGCCAGCUGCAUCCCCUCGUUCUGCAAGCGCGGCGACAUCAUUGUGGCCGACGAGUGCUGCUCGUUUGCGAUCCAGAAGGGACUGGAAAUCUCGCGCUCGACCGUUCGUUUCUUCAAGCAUAACGACAUGCAGGACCUCGAGCGUGUUCUGGCUGAGCUCCAGAAGGAAAACGCCAAGAAACCCCUCAGCCGACGCUUCCUUGUUGUCGAGGGUAUCUACUCCCAAACCGCCAACAUUGUUCCUCUCCCUCAGCUGAUCGAGCUGAAGAAGAAGUACAAGUACCGACUCAUCGUCGAGGAGACCCUUUCGUUUGGUGUUCUCGGCAAGCGCGGGGCCGGUGUCUCAGACCACUUUGACAUUGAUGCCCGCGAAAUUGAUGUGAUUGUCGCCGGCCUCACCCAUGCGCUCGGUUCCUCCGGAGGAUUUGUUGCAGGCGAGCAGGAAAUCUGCGAGCACCAGAAGCUCUCUGGCCAGGCGUACACGUACUCUGCCUCGCUCCCUGCUCUGCUGGCCGUUGCCGCCAGCCAGGCACUGAGCAUGCUCAUCGACCAGCCCGAGACCCUCACCAGGAUGAGACAGAACACGCUGACAGUGAAGAACAUCCUGAAGACUGUUCCGAACCUGGAGAUCUGCGGAGAUGAGGCCUCGCCCAUGUUCCACCUGAGACUCAAGAACCGCCCGGCGGACCGCUUGGAGGAAGAUCGAGUUCUGCAGGAGAUUGUCGACCAGAUCUACAAGGAAGGCGUUCUGGUUUCGCGAGCCAAGCAUGUUCUUUCCCAGGACCGCCAGAAGCCCACCCUGAUUCCCAGCAUCCGAAUCUGCUGCUCAGCGGGACAUACUCAGAAGGAGUCCGAAAGAUCUGCUACUAUCAUUCGCGACACCUGGAAAAAGAUCACGAAGGCUAAGAAACUCUAGCGCCCGGCAGCAGCUUGAUGGCCUUGGCUGCAUUUGUUCUCCCUCGCUCUUGUUCUUGCCCUUGCCCUUGCCCUUGCCAGUUUCCACUCCACUCUUUUGCAUUCAUUGGGCGACCCUCAGACCGACAACCAGAAGGUGCGAUGCUUCCAUGACACUUGAAAUACAUUGGCCGACUUGCCGCCCUGUGUCGUCCGUCCG